AUGUCUGUUCCUACGGUCACUCUCAACUCUCUGAAAGACUACUCGGCAUUGCCUGUCUUACGCGAAUCGAUCGCUGCUAAAGCGCCUGGUCUGGUCAUUCAAGGUCUUGAACUUCCAACCGAAAUGAUCACACUGCUCUUGCAGGUCUUCCGCGUCACAAAACGUGCCCUCACUGAACCCGAUAGCCGCGCCGACCCCAGACUUCUCGCUCUGCUCCGCCUGCUUCAUUCCCUCGCAACGACACUCUUCAACAACCUCAGCCACGUUCUUGAACUUCCCUGGGAGAAGUAUCUGUCCGAGAUGCAUGAAUUUGUAGCGCCAGGCGCUGAUGAGCUAGCUCUCUAUCACAACACAAAGGGCUUGUCAAGUACUUGGUCCACUGUUACUUUCGCAAUCGAUAUUGUACGCCCAUCUGUAUGCCACGUCACAUAUGGUAAAGCCCUCGGCGUCUUCUCUGAGAACUCCGUCACUCCUUCCCAGACACUGCCCCAACUCGAAUCUGCUGGACGAAUUUUGGUAUAUCACGUUCGGCCCAACUACACAACCUUCUAUACCCGGGCCGCUGGGGCUCUGAUGACGCCACUUAGUGAUCAGGAAUACGAAGAUCGAAAGACAGUUCAGCAGCUGGACUUGGCAUGA
Molecule: messenger RNA, 639 nt
Organism: Aaosphaeria arxii CBS 175.79
Lineage: Eukaryota; Fungi; Ascomycota; Dothideomycetes; Pleosporales
Exons: 3
Coding region: 1-639 (212 amino acids)
Source: RefSeq, a predicted model, not a curated record